Molecule: messenger RNA, 1986 nt
Organism: Fusarium verticillioides 7600
Lineage: Eukaryota; Fungi; Ascomycota; Sordariomycetes; Hypocreales; Nectriaceae
Product: C-5 sterol desaturase
Exons: 2
Coding region: 271-1314 (347 amino acids)
Biological process (GO): lipid biosynthetic process
Molecular function (GO): oxidoreductase activity; iron ion binding
Source: RefSeq, a predicted model, not a curated record
UUGUAGUAUCAGACAAUGUGAUUUCCUUUCCCUUGGUCGAUUCAUUGAUAAAGAAGACGAGGCCCCUUCUGUGAAUAGAUUUGGUUUUCUGGAUCAUUCCGUUUUGUAGGGGGUUCUCAGUGAUUAUUUGUUCUGCUUGGUUGACUCUUAACCUGAGUUCGUUGUGUUUCUCUUGGUCACUUACACCAGUCUUCGCAUCACCACUUAUACAAGUCCACUCAUUUAUCUACCCGCGGCUUUAUAGCCUUGAAACAAACCCAGUUGCCAGCCAUGGACGUUGUCCUCGAGGUCGUCGAUACAUUUAUCGCCGAUUACGCAUACGCCUACUUUCACCCAAAGCCUCCGGCUCCUUAUGAUUUCCCAUCGCCCUCAAACUCGACAGAUACGUCGGCCAAGGCCUUCUCAACAUGGACUUACAAGCCAGCCACUCAAUUCAUCACGUUUGAGCCAGCAGAGGAGGCAUACAUGAGCGCUUGGGAUCGUGACAAUCCUCUUCGACAAGCUCUGACUCUAUAUCUCAUCACUUGGAUCUUUGGGCUUCUCGUCUACUUCAUCGUCGCGACACUCUCGUACAUCUUCAUCUUCGACAAGCGAACAUUUGACCAUCCUCGCUUCAUCAAGAACCAAGUCCGCCUUGAGAUCAUUGCAGCCAACAAGGCCAUGCCCGUCAUGGCCAUCAUCACGGCACCCUUCUUCCUCCUUGAAGUGCGCGGAUACGGCAAACUCUACGACACCACCGAAGAUGGACCCGGGCUCUGGUACGACUUCUUCCAGUUCCCGCUCUUCCUCCUUUUUACCGACUUCUGUAUAUACUGGGCUCAUCGCUGGCUUCACCACCGCCUGGUCUACAAGUACCUGCACAAGCUUCAUCACAAGUGGAUCAUGCCUACGCCCUUUGCUAGCCAUGCUUUCCACCCCCUCGAUGGCUUCACCCAGUCAUUGCCAUACCACAUCUUCCCCUUUAUCUUCCCGCUCCAGAAGAUGGCAUAUGUGGCGCUCUUCGUGUUCGUGAACCUCUGGUCUGUCAUGAUCCAUGAUGGUGAGUAUCUCACCAACAACCCCGUUGUCAACGGCGCUGCUUGCCACUCUCUUCACCACUCCCGCUUUGAGGUCAAUUACGGCCAGUUCUUCACUGGCUUCGACCGUAUGGGCGGAACAUAUCUCAUGCCUGAGCAGUGGAUGUUCGAGCGUAAUAUAAAGAUGUCAGAGGGUCGAUGGAAGAAGGAGAUUGAGAAGGUCGAUGAGCUUAUUGAAGAGAUUGAAGGUCAAGACAACCGUACAUACGGUUCGUCUAGCACCAAGAAGACUCAAUAGAUGUGCUUCUGGCUAGCCCUCAAGUCCAUUGCCAGUUUCUGGCAAACCGGAUUUGGGCACUUUCAUGCAUCAAGACCAAAUCUUGGGCGCUCUCGUCAGCAGAACAGGCACUUGUCACUAAGCGUCAGUAAAUGACCAUGCCAGUUGACAAGUUUGCCCGUCCCCCGGUCUAGCGUUGGGCAUUCUUUGUAUAUACACUUCGACCUUUGUAUGGUAUUCACUCACUCAUGGCGUUUGGCGGAGAUCACGAUGAUAUGAUGAAUUCAUCGAUUGCAUAUUUGGUACUAGCAAAUAAGAAAAGUACAAUAGCUGACUGGGCAGACGGAGCCUACUCAGUUAAUAACCAUUUCGCAUCCCACCUUAACUCCUUGCCUUACAGAUCAUAAGUGAAGUGCAGGCUGCUGAUAUCAAAUCCUGUAUUGAACAAUCCGAAAACGCUGCCGAAACUUAGAGGAAUAAGGAAAGCGCAUAACAAAUCAGGGAAACCAAAAAUAGGUAUAGGAAAUUGCAUCUGGUGUGCCAACGUAAAAAGUGUUUCGAGUCAAGCAAUCUAUCGCUUCGACAUAGUGUAGUUUUGGAAUGAUGCGGGAGCAUCAAAUUUUGCAGAGUAGGAAUAAUAAUAUUCGGAGAGUCGACUUCGUAGUCGAAUAUCGUCGUUUGCUACGUUUCUCG